This is a messenger RNA of Oncorhynchus keta (chum salmon), 697 nucleotides long. RefSeq names its product cocaine- and amphetamine-regulated transcript protein-like. The transcript has 3 exons. The coding region runs from base 143 to 487 and encodes 114 amino acids. Lineage: Eukaryota; Metazoa; Chordata; Actinopteri; Salmoniformes; Salmonidae. Gene Ontology annotation, molecular function: neuropeptide hormone activity. Gene Ontology annotation, biological process: negative regulation of appetite; G protein-coupled receptor signaling pathway; cellular response to starvation. The record is from RefSeq and is a predicted model, not a curated record.
CAUGAGCAGAAGAGUGAGGACCUGAACUGCAAAAUAGAGAGGGAGAGAAUAAUACCAAAGUCACGGAUAGUUGCCAGGAGAACUUUGCUGAAGUACGACUUGUUUCUCAUCCUCUCAGUUCAAGCGGAAGAUUUUCAGCACCAUGGACAGCAUCAGGGUCCGCGCAGUCUUCUACCUGGGCGUCUGUCUGUCUGUCUUCAGUGUUGAUUGCCAGGAGCAGAUGUCACCCGAUAACAUACUCUCUUCACAAGAGGAACAAUUUCCACUGGGAUAUGUCACCAGACAUUUGGCUGAUGUGCUCGAGGGGCUUCUAGAAGGCGGGCAGCAAGACAACAUGAUAGGUCUAUCAGUGGAGAAGAAAGCAAGUCUCAUUCCACGGUGUGAUGUUGGAGAGCGGUGCGCUAUGAAGCACGGGCCGCGCAUCGGAAGGCUUUGUGACUGUCUGCGAGGCACCGCAUGCAACACAUUCUUCCUGCGUUGUUACUGACCCGGGUCACAGACCUUUCCCCUCAGGCGCACAACAUUUCCGAGACCCAGGCUUGUGAUACGCCCAUGCACCUGUACCGUUACCAAUGUAAAUGUCAGUCUGCAUGUAUGACUGUCUUGAAUUCCUUUGUCUUCUGGAAGUAUAAACAAAUGUAUUUAUUUUCGUUUAAUAAAACAUCUCCAUAAAGCUCCACGCAUCCUCUUGCAUUGU